This is a messenger RNA of Dromiciops gliroides (monito del monte), 396 nucleotides long. Its product is annotated as E3 ubiquitin-protein ligase PPP1R11-like. The record is from RefSeq and is a predicted model, not a curated record. Gene Ontology annotation, molecular function: protein phosphatase 1 binding; protein serine/threonine phosphatase inhibitor activity. Gene Ontology annotation, cellular component: nucleus. NCBI's taxonomy places the organism in Eukaryota, Metazoa, Chordata, Mammalia, Microbiotheria, Microbiotheriidae. The coding region runs from base 1 to 396 and encodes 131 amino acids. The transcript has a single exon.
AUGGCUGAGACCAAGGCUGGGCUGAGCCAGGCCACAAGGGACACGUCGGUUACCGUGACGACCCAACCCGUGCGGCGGACGAUGGAGAACCGGAGCCUGACCAUUAAGCUGCGGAAGCGGAAGCCGGACAAGAAGGUGGAAUGGUCAACGGACACGGUGGACAACGAGCAUUUGGGACGCCGCUCCUCCAAGUGCUGCUGUAUCUACAAGAAGCCCCGGGCCUUCGGGGAGAGCUCCACGGAGAGCGAAGAUGAGCACGACGAAAGCUGUGGGCACACUCACUGUAUUCGGGGCCACCGAAAGGGACAGCGUCGCCCCGCCACCGCCCAGCUCCCAGCCGCGCUUGCCCUCCUCGCCGACCCCUCCCAACGCCCCCCGGAACCUGGGCUGCACUGA